Messenger RNA from Bradysia coprophila, 3410 nucleotides. RefSeq names its product protein aubergine-like. Gene Ontology annotation, molecular function: RNA binding; protein binding. The record is from RefSeq and is a predicted model, not a curated record. Lineage: Eukaryota; Metazoa; Arthropoda; Insecta; Diptera; Sciaridae.
UAUAAUGCACAUGCACAAACAAAGAUUAUAGUGCGAAUGGGACGUAUGUAUAGCUAAUGGAGCUCCACAAAACACAAAACUCAUUCGGUAUCAGAACGCGAAGAAGUCAAGUCUUUAUGCUAAAGUUAUUGUGAGUGAACGGAGUGAACGAACGAAACCCAUUUUUACAGACAACUAAUAUAAUGGGUGGCCGUGGAAAGCGUGGAAAGCCAACAACAAAUACUCGUUCAGGAGCUGGACGUGGUAAUGCUCCGCCAGCACAAUUUAAUCCUGCUCCUACUCCGGCACAAUCAGCAUGGGGAAGGUCUGCACCCGCAUCUGCACCAGCACGAGCACCUACACAAUCGGCAUGGGGAGCACCAGCACCUGCACCAAUUCCAACUCAAUCACCAUGGGGAAGACCAGCGCCUGCAGCACCGACGCAGUCGGCCUGGGGACAGCCUUCUCCAGCAUCCACACCAAAUCCAGUAAAUACCAAUUCAUCGUCUCGAUCAGCAGCAGAGUCUAGAAGCGAUCCAAGGCCUCGAGAUCAGCCACUUCAACCGCAACAGCAGGAUGGGGCACAACAACAGCCUCGUCAGCAAGGAACACAGCAACAACCGCGUCAGCAAGGAUCACAGCAACAACCGCGUCAGCAAGGAUCACAGCAACGAGAACCACGCACAUCCGUUGGCUAUAAUGGUACUGCAAAAAGAGUGGAUCGCGGAUCAGUAAGAGACAGACAGAUCUUGUAUCCAGACCUAGUUGUUACCAAAAACGAAGGCGUUACUAAGCAAGGAAAGACUGGACAGGUGGUUUCCUUAACGACCAAUCAUUUCCGUCUUAUCAAAAGACCGGAUUGGCAACUGUACCAAUACCGAGUGGAUUUCAGUCCGCUGAUAGAGCUACAAGGUUUCAUGAAUAAAUUGAUUAAAGAACAGAAAGCCCAUUUGGGUGGAUAUUUGUUUGAUGGAACGAUCCUAUUCCUGUCCAAGAAGUUGCAUAACGACGUCACUGAGUUUAUGUCGAAGGAUCGUGAUGACAAUCCAAUUCAAAUAAAAGCGAAAUUUGUUAAAUUGAUUUCCAUGUUAAAUGGUGAAUCAAUCCAAAUAUUGAAUUUGAUCUUGCGGCGAAGUAUGGCAGCAUUAAAACUACAGCUAGUUGGACGUAAUUUUUUCGAUGCCCUCGCAAAGAUUGAUAUGGCAUUGUAUCAUCUGCAAUUGUGGCCGGGCUAUGAGACAUCCAUUCGACAACAUGAAACCGAUAUUUUGUUGUGUGCCCAAGUAACGACUAAAGUCAUGCGCACCGAAACCGUCCUCACAAUCAUUCAUAGGCUUUGGGGAAUUUCGGAUUUCAAAACAAGAUGCAUUGAAGCUGUUGUUGGAAAGAUUGUGUUAACAGAAUACAAUAACCAAACCUACUUUGUGGAUGAUAUCGCAUUCGAAUCGUCUCCAAUGGACACAUUUAAUACAAAAACAGGGGAAAAAACAUACAUUGAAUAUUAUAAAGAGAAAUACGGCUUGAAGAUCAACUAUCCGAACCAGCCGAUGUUGGUUAUUAAAUCGAAAGCUCGCAGUAUUAGAGGCGGUGAACCAGAUCAGAUUUAUUUGGUUCCGGAAUUAUGCCGAGCAACAGGUUUCACCGAUGAGAUGCGAAAUAAUAGACGCUUGAUGGAAGAUGUGGCAAUACAUACACGAUUGAGUCCGGGUGAGCGCAUCAAAAAGCUAAUGGAUUUCAAUAAACGACUUCAGUCGACCAAAGAAAGUGUGGAUAACUUUGAACAGUGGAAUUUCCGAUUAGACACACAAUUGGUUCAGCUCAACGGUCGUCAGCUGCCGAUGGAACCAAUUUUCUUUGCUAACGGACAAAAAGUCGUAAACGACGAUUGGUCGACUGGCUUCCGCAAAUUGUCUAUGUAUAGUCAACAACCGCUAAAAAACUGGGUUUUAAUUGUACCUAGGACUAAAGUCAAAGAAGCUCGAGACUUCAUAGGUAUUUUAAAAGAUGCAGCGACCGGAAUGGGAUACGAAAUCCAAAACCCAAUCUGGGUUGAAAUUGCAGAUGAUUUUGGUAGAUCUUACGUAAAUGCUAUAGAAACGUCACUAAACAGAGAUCCGCAGCUUGUUAUGUGCAUAAUGCAAGGUCUCUACUCUGACAAAUACACCGCGAUCAAAAAGAAAUGUUGUGUGGAAAGGGCGGUUCCAUCUCAGGUCAUGCUCAGCAGGACGAUUACUCCAAAACAUGGUAAACCAUUAAGUACGCUAAUGACCGUUGGUACAAAAGUGGCAAUCCAAAUCAACGCCAAGUUAGGUGGAGCACCAUGGAUGGUCAAUAUACCUGUAUCAGGAAUAAUGGUGGUCGGAUUUGAUGUGUGCCAUGACACCAAUGAUAAAAGCAAAUCAUAUGGUGCACUCGUUUCUACGAUGGAUAUGAAGACAUCAGCGAGCUACUUUUCAGCGGUUUCAGCGCAUACAAAUGGCGAAGAGUUGUGCAAUUCGUUCGCUUUGCAUAUGGCAAAGGCAGUACAAUGUUACGGAACGACUCACGGAGUUUUACCGCAGAGGAUUUUUAUUUACCGCGAUGGUGUUGGAGAGGGUCAGACCGACUAUGUUCGUGAACAUGAGAUCAAAGCCGUGAAAGCCCAAUUGGAUAAGAUGUAUAAAGGUGCACCGUACAAUUUACUCUUUGUCGUCGUGUCGAAGAGAAUCAACACUCGUUUCUUCAGAGGUACAUCAAAUCCGAAUCCGGGAACAGUUGUUGAUGACGUUGUAACAUUGCCGGAACGGCACGAUUUCUUCAUGAUUUCGCAGAAAGUCAGACAGGGCACCGUUAGUCCAACCAAUUAUAAUAUCCUUUAUAAUACGUCCGGACUAUCAUCGGAUGAUAUUCAGAAGUUUACGUACAAAAUGACGCAUCUGUACUACAAUUGGACGUCAACUUUGGCUGUGCCAGCUGUAUGCCAAUACGCGCAUAAAUUAGCGUUCCUCGUGGGUACCUUUAUCCAUCAAUCACCGUCGCAUUUAUUGGAAAAGCAAUUGUAUUUCCUUUGAGUUACGAAUGUGUUCCAGGCCAACAUUUUCUUUUUAAAUUCUUUUCUUUUACAAAUUUUUUUGUAAUGCAACUCGCAACGACAGUUCACCAACCACUGGGAUUUGUUUCACGAGUCACAUUUGGUUUGUAAUCGGCCAUACAUCAUUUUUGUCGUGGUAUUUUUCUUCAAAUUUACGCAUUACACGUGAUGUUUAAGUUUAAGUUGUGUCUCAUUCAAUUCAUUUUAUUCUUUACAAUUUUAAUUUUUAUUCUAUUUUAACUCAAAUAAUUUCAGAUUUCAUAUUUAAUUUUUUUUAAAUCUCUCAACACCAAUUGUUACUAUAAAGAUCGGUAGAGUAAGCCAAAAAUGUUCGAAUAUUUUUUUUAAUUAAAUUUUUUUA